AUGGUGGAGUUAUCUGAUUAUCAACGUCAAGAAAAAAUUGGAGAAGGUACUUAUGGUGUUGUUUAUAAAGCAUUGGACACGAAACAUAAUAAUAGAGUUGUUGCGAUUAAGAAGAUCAGGUUGGAAUCAGAAGAUGAAGGAGUCCCAUCUACCGCUAUCAGAGAGAUUUCUUUACUUAAGGAAAUGAGAGAUGAUAAUAUUGUUAGGUUGUACGACAUAAUACAUUCGGAUUCUCAUAAGUUAUAUCUUGUUUUUGAAUUUUUAGAUCUUGAUUUAAAAAAAUACAUGGAGUCGAUACCACAAGGUGUUGGACUAGGUGCUAGCAUGGUUAAAAGGUUUUUGGUACAAUUAGUGAAAGGAAUUAAGCAUUGUCAUGCCCAUAGGGUUAUUCAUAGAGAUUUGAAACCGCAAAAUUUAUUGAUUGAUAAAGAAGGUAAUUUGAAAUUGGCUGAUUUCGGGUUAGCAAGAGCUUUCGGUGUUCCUUUGAGAGCUUAUACGCAUGAGGUUGUGACUCUUUGGUACAGGGCUCCAGAGAUCUUAUUAGGUGGUAAGCAAUACUCGACUGGUGUUGAUAUGUGGUCUGUCGGUUGUAUAUUUGCAGAGAUGUGUAACAGAAAGCCAUUGUUUCCAGGCGAUUCUGAAAUUGAUGAAAUAUUCAGAAUCUUUAGAACAUUAGGUACUCCAACAGAAGAAACAUGGCCGGACGUGUCUUACUUACCAGAUUUUAAGCCAACGUUUCCUAAAUGGUCCAAAAAGAAACUUUCUGAUGUUGUGCCUUCUCUCGACGACAAUGGGCUUGAUUUAUUGGAUCAAAUGUUGGUAUAUGAUCCAAGUGGACGGAUAAGUGCAAAGAGAGCGCUUAUUCAUCCAUAUUUUCAAGAUGAUAGUGAUGGGAUCGACGCUCACCAUAGAUCGAUUAAUAUGGGCUAA
Priceomyces carsonii is the source of this 930-nucleotide messenger RNA. RefSeq names its product cyclin-dependent serine/threonine-protein kinase (gene CDC28). Gene Ontology annotation, cellular component: nucleus; cytoplasm; cyclin-dependent protein kinase holoenzyme complex. Gene Ontology annotation, biological process: G1/S transition of mitotic cell cycle; protein phosphorylation; signal transduction. The transcript has 2 exons. NCBI's taxonomy places the organism in Eukaryota, Fungi, Ascomycota, Pichiomycetes, Serinales, Debaryomycetaceae. The record is from RefSeq and is a predicted model, not a curated record. Gene Ontology annotation, molecular function: ATP binding; cyclin-dependent protein serine/threonine kinase activity; cyclin binding. The coding region runs from base 1 to 930 and encodes 309 amino acids.